AUGGAACCAUUGCUGACACCAGAGUGCAGAAUCAAUGCCUGUGACAGGCCUGCAAACUAUGAAUCAUUAAAGCGGGAGUUUGUAUCUGAACAAAAUAUCAAUAUACUCCCGAAUGGGCAUUUAGUCUCCAGAAUAAGCGACUAUAUCAUCUACAGCGUAGAGGCAGAAGCCAUUGACAAGGUUGUUGCGGAAUACGGACCAUCAACCAAGGUCGGCGCAAUUGUCGGUGGUCAGACAUCAUGCAAAGCUCCUGAACUUGCUGCGUUUGAUAAGAACCUGCCCAACGACGUAGAAAUCAUCUCUUGUCAUUCCCUUCAUGGUCCUAACGUCAAUCCUAAAGGCCAACCCCUGGUCCUAAUCAAACAUAGAGCCUCAGACGAAAGCCUAAGGUUUGUGGAGAACCUUUUCGCCUCCUUCCAGUCCAAAUAUGUCUAUCUCAGUGGUGUGAUGCACGAUCGGAUCACAGCAGAUACCCAAGCAGUCACCCACGCCGCUUUCCUCAGCAUGGGCACUGCGUGGCAUGCCAACAACCAGUUCCCUUGGGAAGUUGCCCGCUACGUGGGCGGCAUUGAGAAUGUGAAAAUUAACAUCACAUUGCGCAUAUAUGCGAACAAGUGGCACGUCUACGCAGGCCUAGCCAUACUCAACCCUGCCGCGAAGAUGCAGAUUCGCCAGUACGCGCAGUCGGUGACUGAGCUGUUCAAGCUGAUGCUGGGUGGGCAUCGGGAAGAGUUUCGGGCCCGGGUGAAGGCCGCCGGGGCUGCGGUGUUUAAGUCUGGUACGACGCAGCAUGAGCUGUUGUUGCGGGAUGAAGUGCUUGACCGGUUCUCCUUGUCCAAGGGGAUGUCGGAAAGGAUGCCUAAUAACCAUCUGAGCUUGUUGGCUAUUGUGGAUUGCUGGUGGAAGUUGGGGAUUGUUCCUUAUGAUCAUAUGAUUUGCUCGACGCCGCUCUUCCGUCUAUGGUUAGGAGUGACCGAAUAUCUCUUCAGAAAUGAAGACCUCCUCAAUGAAGUUCUGGACAUUGCAAUUGAUGACAACACUUUCCGGUCUGAUGACUUAGAAUUCACUUUUGCCGCACGGGCCUGGUCUGAAUGCGUGUCAUUUGGAGAUUUUGCUUCAUACCGCGAUCGUUUUGAAAAGAUCCAAUCGUACUUUGCUCCACGGAUCCCAGAAGCUGUCCGUCUUGGAAAUGAGAUGAUGAAAACUAUUUUGGACAAGACAACGACCACCACCUAUGCAACAACAGGAAACGCGACGAGUUCAAGUUGA
Messenger RNA from Paracoccidioides brasiliensis Pb18, 1269 nucleotides. Its product is annotated as prephenate dehydrogenase (NADP(+)). The record is from RefSeq and is a predicted model, not a curated record. The transcript is spliced from 6 exons. Gene Ontology annotation, molecular function: prephenate dehydrogenase (NADP+) activity; prephenate dehydrogenase (NAD+) activity; NAD+ binding. Bases 1 to 1269 code for a protein of 422 amino acids. Gene Ontology annotation, biological process: L-tyrosine biosynthetic process.